Molecule: messenger RNA, 537 nt
Organism: Paraglomus brasilianum
Lineage: Eukaryota; Fungi; Glomeromycota; Glomeromycetes; Paraglomerales; Paraglomeraceae
Source: the annotation of a GenBank genome assembly
AUGCCAGCGGAAAAGCCUUUAAAAAGGGUUGACCUUGUAACAUUGAACGUACUCGAUGCACUUGGCUGGACUGGAGUGGUUAGAAGUCUGAAAGAAAGUGCUUUCAAUAUCCGGGUUCAUCGAAUAUUUACGGAUACAGGCACAAUAAUGUCUAUUAACCCCGCGCCCACCGGGUUGGCAAUACGAGGGACGGGAUUACAACGUAUGCCCGUUGCCACAAUACAGGGUACUUCGAUAUCAAAAAGGUACGGAAUCACAAUGUACAUUGGCAAGAUCCUACGUAUGCCAAUCCCGAAUCCCGACUGCAAACUCUCUUUAUAUACGUUCGAUGGCCCCAAACAUUCUAUACCUGUUAAACUGGACAGAAUACGUAAGUUAAGGGUUGGCGCUGCACAAUUAGACCUUGGUCUCUGUUAUCAGCGAGGCGUAGGUACGGACAGACACAUCCAGAAAGCGGUUGAUCAAGGGACCGAAGAAGAUGCAACUGGCAUUAGGGAGUCUGGAGAGAUUGAUUUAUUGUUUCAAUGGAAGAACUAG